Messenger RNA from Oncorhynchus tshawytscha (Chinook salmon), 13949 nucleotides. RefSeq lists its product as uncharacterized. Lineage: Eukaryota; Metazoa; Chordata; Actinopteri; Salmoniformes; Salmonidae. The coding region runs from base 532 to 12873 and encodes 4113 amino acids. The record is from RefSeq and is a predicted model, not a curated record. The transcript has 3 exons.
AGCAAGAGAGGGAGAGAGGAACGAACCAGGGAAGCGAGAGACUUACACACACCACAAGCAUUGGAAAUUGAAGGAGUUGGUGUGCAGCUCGCAAGAAGGCAGAGUCUGUGUGGACGGGCCCAGGGGCUGCACAGCUCCAGUGCUCUCUCUGCUUCUAACGUGUGCUGAGCCCUGCUCUGCUCUGCUGUGCGCUCCACUACGCUCUACGCUGCUAGCCUGUGUGACUGGCUGUCUGCGCUCAGCUGAGAAAGAGAGAGAGAAAGGGAGAGCAACUACUACUGCUACAGAUGUGAGGCUUUCCCCAGUGCUGGCUAUACUAUACCGCUCCUGAGGACUCCCAGACGGUAAAUUGACAGAUUGGUGGUCCACGAUGAGAGCGGAGAGAUAAUCGCGCAGAGAGCAGCCCUCCCAUCCCUGUCGUUUGUGCCAAUGGAAGCAGCGUAUUGAUCCAUACUCCCAGACUCAUCAUGCCUCUGCCUCACAGAUAGCAUCUCUGAGGACCAGGCCUGCCCAGCAAGCCUCGCCUGCACCAUGGCAGGAGAGACUCAGCACACGUACCCUGUCAAAAAGCUGGAUGCUGAGUUCAAACUGCAGGAUGAGGGUACUGCACUGGAGCAGUACAGUAGCAGUGAGAAAGCCACAAAAGAGUCUUCAGAGCACUUCUCAAGUUCAGACGUGGAGGAGAGGACAAUCAGCAGAGGGGCCAAGUUUGUAGACAAGGACAGAGACUACACUCAGCAGCGCGAGGCUGUGAUCCGACCUCAGCAGGCGGGGAAAAUAGACUUCAAGUCACUGCAGAACAAGCCUAAGUUCGCCAGCAACAGGACGUGGCCCAGUGGCAAAGGCAGCCCCCAAUCCCCCAGCGGAAAGAACCGGAGCCGAGACAAGGGGAAGAGGUCAGGGAAGUCGGAGCGCGGUAACCCACAGCAGCUAUACAGACUCAGCAUCACCAACCCACGCUCUAACCCUACAAUCGGCAUCGCCUACCCACAGCAGAAGGUCUCGCCACCCAAGAAGCUGGAGGCCAGUCGAGGCCCUGUGUCGGGCAGCUACAGGUUCCACGUGCCCAGUAUACCAGAGCGAGAGGCCGAGCUGCAGCAGGAGGAGCUCAACUACAGCCGCUGCUUUCAGGAGACCUCCUCCAAUCUCACCUCCCCAAGCUAUACCUCACAGGCACUGGGAACCACAGGUGGGUCAUCCACCCACCAGCAGCCACCCCAGCAGCAGCAGCAACCAGGCCCAAUGGAGAACAAUAAUAACACACAGCCAAGUGGCCAGCUGCUCUUCCCAGACUUUCAGUUGAGUGGCUCAAAUGACUGGCAGUCUCCAGAGAGGACUUUUAAUGGUUCUAACUAUGGGAUUUCCUCACAGAAAUCCACAGUUCUCUCGGAGGUGAACAAGGCAAAUGGCAGCUUUCUGCCAUUUCAGUACGGAUACCUCUUAUUGGAAGACUCAAACCCAGACCCUUUUCCCUGUGAUCAGAACCCCCAAUCCCAGGACUAUAUAGACUCCUCUUUGACUCCUGCCCAGGUGACUCUUAACUCUUUUACCUUUCAGACAUCUGGGGAGGGUCAGGAGGGGGUUCAGAAUAACACUCAAUUCAACAGUGACCAGCGACAGGACAGGUCUUCCUACCCCCAUCCUCCACAGCCACCACAGUACCUGCAAGCACCACAAGGGGCCGCGUCCUCUAUGCACUGCACCAGGGGCUUGAGUGAGGACUCAGCUAGUAGUGAGAGCUCUGGCUCUAUCUCCCAGCAGUCAGAUCAGGGUAAGAGUUCCCUGCCAGAUAGCACGGACACUUUCAUCCAGGCAGACAAUCGGGAUGUAGCCCUCACUUCAGGGAGCAAGAGGAGUUGCCACCCCAAAGACAGUGCUGCCAGCCAGAGAACACACAUUCAAGCCAGUGUACACCAUGCCAGAAAUAUUGCACAAGGUCCAAACUCCCAAAUGCACUUUUCAAACAAAGCCUACAACAGCAGCCCUCCACUCAAUAGCAUCCACAUGAGCUCUGUGCCUUUUGACAAAAGCGCCAACACCAAGCCCCAUAGUAGGUUACCACACACAUGGGAGGGACCGAAUAAGACCUUUUCACCAGCAGACCAAAACACUAUGGCUUAUCCUAAUAUGAAUGACAAGUUUCAGAACCAGCCAGCCGCCGAUCAAAGGCCAAACACAUCCAAAAGCAGUAGGAUGCCAUGGCAGCAGAUACGCCUAACUUCUGUCAUGCCAAACCAAAACAGGAUAGAGUUGUCUAGGCAACAAAGCAACCAAAAGCUCACUUUUUUGGUAGCACCCUCUGACUGGCAGGAUGACACUAAAUCACAUAAGAAUGGCUCACUGAAAAGCCCCAGCUCCUUCCAAAACAAUAGACCUAGUGAAGGUCUAUCAAACCCAAGUGUCAAACAAGGCUGCAGUACAAUACCACAUUUUAAAGUUGAGACAAGUCACGCAAAGGUCUGUGAGUCCAAGAAUAAGCCCAUAUAUUUUGGAAUGAAUCAAUCAGUACCUGGGGCAUCAUCAAGUACAUAUGGAUAUCCACCAUUACAGGUCCCACCAAUGGGACUUAUGAUGGUGUCACCAUAUGACUCUCCCUCGCCCUCCCCAAUCCAUAACCCAGCCUCUAGCAGCACAUGUUCCUCACUCUCCCCAGCCUCAACAAGCCCUGUCAACCUCUCUGAGGACAGUCAGAUAUCAAAGACUGGGCAUCCCCCUCCAUUUUAUCACCAGCACCAACUGAAGGCACAAGGACCCACAGAUCACCUCAGCACUAACUCUCACCAUUUCCACUCAGACGCCUCCCGUAAUCUGCCUUACGCCCCAGAGAGGGAAAAAGAUGACAUGAUGAACUACCUGCAGAAUAACGAACACCAAAAGCCUAGUAUGGAAGGCAACAAGGGCUAUAUGGAGGGCUUUGGGGUGGAGCACCACCCCCCUCCACCACCGUACUCUGCACAUCAACUAUUAGCCACGUCUUUAGCCACGGCAAACCUUGACCAACUGGAUGUGCUUCUCACGUGCAAGCAGUGUGAUCAGAACUUCACUAACCUGGCCUCAUUCCUUGGCCAUAAGCAAUACUGUGGACAGCAUGCAUUUUCACAGAAAGUGGAUGACACCAGAAGAACACCAGGAAGUUCAACACAGUUUCACAGUGACAUGACAAAAGAUCCAUCCUCUGGGACCAGUUUAUGUCAACGUGUCUCCAUGCCAAGGUGUCCAACUGACCUUCACCUGUCUCUGCUGGGGCUCAAUAAGAAUGGAGAGCUGAUGUCUGACAGCGAAACAAAAGGAGAUUCUAAGGACGACCCCAUGAAACUUAACCUGUUCACUGGGGCAGGUAACAUUCCUGUCGCUCUUCCUGACUUGGAGAUGGAGGAUGCAAAGUUAGAUAGCCUAAUCACUGAGGCUCUAAAUGGACUGGGCUAUCAGUCAGACAAUGCAGAGAUUGACAGCAGCUUCAUUGAUGCAUUCACAGAUGAUGAUCCCGCCACUGUCAAAGUAUCGUCGAACAGGCAGACUUCGAAAACCAAAGACUCAAUGGUCUUUGAGGGCAAAAGCAAACAAUCUACUGAAAAUGAUAGGUCUCUGACACAAGGAAAAUAUCUUUAUGACUCAGACAAAGCGAGCCUUCAGACAGAAAACAACCACACAGUAAGCAAACUUGAGAAGACCACUCUGAAUUUUGAGCAGGAUGAGAAAAUCAACAUCAAAAAAGAACUCUCUCAUAUAAAUUCAAGGAUCACCUCAGGGGAGAAACCGAGGGAGCAAGAAAAUAAAGUGAAAGAUAUAAGAAAGCUGUGCAAGAGUGAAAAGGAAAACACUAACACUCCAAGGUUCCUCUUAUCCAGCACAUUUUCAGAACGUUGUGGAGUUCGAAGCCUCCGGGAUAGCUCUUUGUUGAGUGGCUCAACCUCUUCCCAAGUCUCCUCGGCAAACAGGAGUUCCCCAACCCCAAAGAUUACAGCAAGGGAGAAUAAAAGGAAAAGGACCGGUGCCGGUACCUGGAGCAAAGAACUCAUCCACAAAAUAGUUCAACAGAAAAACAAGUUACACAAGCUCCAUGUAAAAGGCACCAAAAACCUCCAAUUCUCACUGGUGAUGGAGAGAUUGACGCCCACAGUGCCAAACCCUACAUUUGGGGAGUACGACUAUGUCUCAGACUCAGAUGACGAGUCUGAGCCUGUGAAGAUAGCAAGCCAAGGGCGCCUGAGCCAAAGCAGCCGCUGCAAGUACACCUACACAAAGGAGUGCAAAUGGAGGGCGAGGAGUGACAGGGACAGUGCAGCAUGGAGGCACGAGUCAAAAGAGUGCUUUGAGGUGAAGAAAGCUGAAGAUGUCUCCUUGUCUCUAGAGAAACCUGGCUCUCACCAGAGACUUCGGAGGAGAGGCAGCAGGUCAUCCACUAGCAGUGAAGUCAGCACGUCUGUGAGUAUCUCCAGCGAUGGCAUCAACAGCCCCAAAAGCACUGACCGCACAGACUCAGACUGUGAGAAAAGGGUGGAGAUCAGGAGGAAAGACUCUUCCGAGCAGAGAACCUACGAGCGAUCUCCACAGAAGUUAUGCAAAGAGUCUAGCACACAACUAGCACUGACAUUCACCAAAUCUACUCAGAGGUAUAGCGCUGAUAAGACUUUCCUCUCUACUAAUAAAGACACGUCAAUGGCCUUAAGUAUCACUAACUCGAACAUUGAAGAUGUUGAUCCAGUAUCAGGGCUACUAAAGGUGGGGAGUGCAGUGAAAACCCUUGAGAAAUGCAGAAGCACAGACGUGUCCUCAAGGGAGAAGGACGACUCAUUUAGCAGAGAAACUGAAACGAAAGCAAGUUCAGACAAAAACACACCACUGAGGACAGCCGUCAAGAUCUCCAAAGGGGAAUCAAUGCAUUUUCAGUCUAUUAGUUCUGAUCUCAAAUCACAUCAGCUUCAAUCAGCACAUCCUGCCACGAACAACAUGGAAGCACAUUCGUAUAAUAAAUUUAAAAAAGAUGAAACCAUCUCAAAGGAAAAAUCUGUACACAAAAGGCGGGAUAGCGUGGAAUGUAAGUCUAUACAGCCGCAUUCAAAGCUCUCAGACAUUUCUAUGUUUGACAAACACAAUGAGAGUGUCUAUCCAAUGAAAGAUCCAAUGACUUUCACUAAUGACUUAGUCCCCAAGUCCACACCUCUUUGCAGUGCACUCAUGGGCGAAGUGUGCCUGUCUCCAAUUGAACUUCAGGAGCCUCUGAUGCAGAAAGAUACAUCAGAUCUGAUCCCAUACCCCCUAGAGCAGGACCAGAGUCUUAUGAAGUCUCCUCUCUCAUUUGACACAUCGUCAAUGUUCGGGGACCUCUCAGUGGCAGGAUUUGAAAAUGGCCUCUACACUGACAUUCCAUUGCACAAAGAAGGUUUCAACUCCUUAAAUACCACCAAUGACAAAAAGGAGGUGUUUAGCGCAUCAUCCUUUCUUUCUCCUUUCUUGGAUCAGAGGGACUGGGGCCUUAUGGUCGAUGUCAGCCCCAUGUUACCGGAUGAGAUAUCCCAAUACAAAGACGGCUCUGAUAAAUUAAAUGAAAAGAAAUCAGAUUACAAUCAUGUUCCUUUGUCUCUGCCAGACAAAAUAAUAGACUACAGUACAAAUCUCAACAGCUGUGCGUCAGAAGAUGAGCUAGAGAUAAAGAGGAUUGUGACCGAGUUGGAAAAUCAGCUCCAGACAGCCAAGCUGAGUCCACCACUGCUUACUGAGGAGUCCCCAAAGCAGCUGAAGAUGAGCAAAUUCUCCCCUCUGCGUCUGGACGACGAAUCUGAGAAUGAAGACACUGGUCUAGAUAUGGGCUGCCCUGUGCAAAGCAUGGCGCUGGCAGUGUCAAUAAUGCCAUCUGACCCACAUUCAGAGUCCUUUGCUGAGCAUAGUCUACCAUGGUCCAGUCCAUUUGAGUUUGAGUUGAUGGAGGGACAGCAUACUCCAACCCAUGACGAACCCAUUGUCCUUGAACAAUUUAGCAAGAAGGAUGAUCGUGAACACAGUAUGACAACUACAACCUCAAAUACAGAGAAAGUGAAAGAGCAACUGAAACAGGAGGACCACAGAGAUGAAGACAUGGAUGAUGACAAGAGAACUGACAUAGAGAAAUCUGAGGAGAUUCUAGAGAGUAAGACCUAUGCCGAAAACCUGAUGAAAAGCCUGGAAGUGAUAUCAGAUUCCAUUUUCAAAAAUGAUCCCAUAACACCUGAAGAGGAGGAGCCAAACCUCACCUCACGUAAGAGCCCAGCACACUUACACAGUGAAAGCCAAACUCCAUCUGCUGAUGCAGCUGAAGGCGCAGAUCAUAAUGAAAUGGUGAUUCCUGAUGACGCGAAUAUUAAAUCCAUGCACUUCAGGUCACAGCCUCCUCUCUCUAAAAAAACAGAGCUCCCAUCUGAUGUAAUAAAAGAGAUUGUUUCACUCCAGCCAACUGAGUAUCUACCUAACAACGACAGUGGGUCAGAAUUCAAAGACAUCCCAAUCAUGAGCAAUGUCACUGAAGACAAUAGUGUUAUAGAAACUGAUUCAAACACUGAAAUGGAUAAUCAACCAAUGGCUGAGGAGACCUAUGAGAACCAGAAGCUAGAGGACUAUGGGGAUGAAAUCCUUGAAGCCAAAAGUGCCCUCCCUGAUCAUACAGAGCGUCUAGAUACUACCUUUGAUGAGCAUACAGAGCUUCUAAAGACUUCCAUUGAUGAGCAUACAGAGCUUCUAGAUACUACCGUUGAUGAGCAUACAAAGCUUUUAGAUACUUCCAUUGAUGAGCAUACAGAGCUUCUAGAUACUACCGUUGAUGAGCAUACAGAGCUUCUAGAUACUACCAUUGACGAGCAUCCAGGGCUUCUAAAUACUUCCAUUGACGAGCACACAGAGCUUCUAGAUACUUCCACUGAUGAACAUACAGAGCUUCUAGAUACUACCAUUGAUGAGCAUCAGGAGCCAGUGGAGGACAUCAGUCUCAAUGCUAAGUCUGUGAGCCAGCCCUCGAAUGGGUCCAACCUAGCAGACCAGGAAAUGGAUGUCAACUUGGAUAAUAAGCCUGAAGAGGUAGAAAAUGCAUCUGAGGAACAAUCCAUAUACGUCCAAAGUAACUGUAAGAGUGUAUGUCCCUCACCAUCUGCAAAUGAACAGACGGAGGACAGUUCAACAUGUGUAAUGAAGGAAGACAACAUUGAUUCCAAAAGUACAAUACAGAACAAAGUGAUAAGUCAUACAGUUUCUCUGAGGUGUAGCACCCCCGUGAAUGAUAAUACCAAUCAAUCAACCCAUGUCUUCAUGGAGACUGUCGCAGUUAAGCCUUGCAGUCCACUGUUGAUGGAAACCAAUACAGAACAUGCUUGCCACACAUCACCCUUUUCCAACAUUGACUCAGAUGAUGAAAGCACCAUGUUGGUCAUUGCUGAGUGUGACAGUGACCUUGACAGUGAUGCACACAUGGAACAUACACCUGAGGACAAAGAAACAGAAAUGGAACCUGAAUGUGAGGCUAACCAUAGACAAAGAGAAACGAUUCCAGAAGUUGAAAACAUCCAGGAACAAGUUCCCUUACAUCUCAUGGCAUCUCCCCAGCACUCACCAUGCAAAGAGGAUUUGCAGAUGGACGAAAGGCUGGAUAUUAUUCCAGAGGAUGCUCCUCCAUCCAGUCCUGUUCUACCAGCUUCUCCACACACACCUGUAGACAACUCUAACACACAAGAACAAGAACAUCCACAACCAAUCACAUGCAAUAAUAUAGAUACUAUCCCAACCGCAAUCCAAUCUCCCAAGGAGGAAAAUUGUGACGACAUAAAUGCCAAAGAAGCACUGCAUAUUGAUGACUCAUUGACCAGAAGAGCUGAGAUGGAGUACUCUUCAGUAAGUCCUCCUCAACUGGACUUGGGAAUCACAGACAGUAAAAUAUGUAGCACUGACGCCUGCAUUCCUUCCCCUCUACCCUUGACCAUUGCAACAGAGGAAUCUGAGGCAAUGGAGGCCCUUACGAAGAGAGUCUCUGUAUCACUGUAUGAUUUCAAAUUAAGCCCACUAAACUACAAUUACAUUCCAGAUGAGCCUCCACAACUGAGUCAGUUCGAUUACACUCCUAUCUCCCCAGCCAAUGUGGAUGAGGAGGAACCAGCCAUCAAGCAGAGCCCCAAGGACGACUGUGAACCUUGUGAUCACAGGGAUGACACGACAUUGACAUCAGACAAAAGACUGUGUGACAUAGAGACAGAGGUACCUAUGAGUCCAGACCAUACAGCCAAGCUAAGUCCACCAGAUGAAUCUUUGAACAAGAGCAACAUCCAAAAUGACAAAAAAUGUCCAUCCAUUUUACUGGGUCUUCCUUCUCAGAGCACUGCUCCGUCCACUGGCGAUUUGGACAUUUGCCCGGCUCCCCUUCAAACGAUUGAUUAUUUGGACUUACAUGUUGACUUGCUGAAGAGAGUGGAUCCAGAGGCCCUGGAUAUGAUUAAGGUCCCUAGUGAGCUGAACACCCUUGCUUUUAUAAAGGACAUCUCAGAUAAUCAGCACACGCACAAACCACUGAUCAUCUGUGAGAAUGAGCCAACCCCAUUACCAUCAGACCAAACAGAAUCACUAACAGUUGAGGAAGGUCCGUGCUCAGUAACCCACCAGCAAGAGGAAGAAACCACCCAGAAAAAGAUACAUCUGUGUGAGAUAUGCUCAAUGUGUUUCCGGACAGUGCCAGGAUUGAAGAGACACAAGGCCAUGAAACAUUUGAUCAGGACUGAAAGAAGCCCAAUUUUGGAAAAUGCAAAUCAUCAAGGGAGUCUACACAGUUACCAAACAUCCCAGUCUAUAGAAACAGGAAAUAAAGAGGAUCUAGAGCUCCUGGUUCCACACACCUGUUUGCAAACAGAAAGCAAUGAGGCUUCUGAGAAUCACUGUCCUGUGACAAGUAAUAGCUCCUUUGUAACCAAACAAGGAGAAACACAUUUUAUCCUGGAGAACAUCGCAAGUGAAACAAAUAUGGCAGUGCCAGCUGAUGACAUAGUCCAGCAAAUGCCUCCUCAGUUUACAAAAGCGAAAAAAAUCUACAAAACACGGAAGAACAGAAACAAGGAAGUGAAUGUGAAGCCUGACCCAUUCUCUGACGAGCUUCUCAAUAUAUUGAAAACAGACAUAUUACAGGCUAUUACUCCUGAAUUCCAAACCCAGGUAAAGCUAGGAUGCUGCAAGUCACCAGAGAAACAAGACAUAAUCAAUUAUCUUGUUAACCACAAAGUUACAGAGCAGGAGGAAGUCCCGUUUACUGUAACAAGUAACAGUGGCAUUGAACAGAUGCCAAUGUCUCCAAUGGAGCUUACAAAUCUGGCUAUGGUCUUGACUCAAAGCAACAAUGAUACAGAAGAGGUGAAAAGCACAAAUCUGCCAGAGAUCAUCAAUGGAGUAACGGAAGUUAGUAUGGGAGUAUCUGUAAGUAAGGAUAUUAGUAGAGAGUAUGAUAUGUCUAGAGAGAAUUUGCAUGACACAAAAGAGGCAUGUGAGCAACAAACUAAAGAUGAGAGUAAAGCCAAAGAGAUACUGGGAGAGGUUGCAGUAAAGAUUGAAUGUGAGAAAAACAGUGGCCCGACAGAUGAGGUGGAUAAUCUCUCCUGUUUUAAAUCUUCUCUUGCAAGCCCUCCUAGACUAAGUGCUCAUUUGAAUGCUUUUCUUGAUGAUGAAAGCACAUUCUCCCAGUUAUUCCCCACUAGAAAUGAGGAACUGAAAAGGAAAAAAUUUGCAAAGGUUUAUGGUAAGAAGAACAAGAAGCAGAAACUAUCAACCAAUUCACCGUUAGUUCAAGACCAUCCUCCUCCUGACCUAUAUCUCGAAAAGAAAGAUGACUAUACAGAAAAUCAGAUAGACCAAACAUUUGUCAACAAUCAAAACGACCCUUGUGAAUAUGAAACAAUAUCCAUUGACGAUGCUAUCAUGUUGAACAUGUGUCAUAAUAGCACAUUAAAGAGUGAUUCCAAAAAACUAUGUAGCAUGAAAGGAGACACAACAGACCACAAAGACAAUCAUGAGACUGGUGUGGACCAUGGCAGUGACUUCCUAUGCCAACCUGAGAGCACUAUCGACAAAGCAUCAUUGGCAUGGAGUGCCUCCAACGACUCUGUUACAGAUACUGUGAUCUCCUCUGACCAAACUUCCUGUAAAGCAGAAGCCCCAACCCCACCAUGUCCACUUCCUAUUAUAGCCUCUUCUGCACCUUAUCCUGGAGAGCCAUGUGCUACAGACAACGUGUCUGCUUUUCACAGCAUUGACAUCCCAAACCUCAAUACCACAUUCCAGCUACCAGAAAUUCAAUUAUUUGACUCCAACAAGGACAUCCCAUUAGAAAGACCCAUUGCCACUGAUUAUGCGGAGACCAGAGACACUGCAAAGGCCAAGAAGCUCACAGAACACAGAGGAAGGAAACGACAAGAGGGCAGCGUGAAGAUCAAGGACAAACAGUACAAGUGCAAGGUGUGCUUCACCUGGUUCCUUACCCUGGGGGAGCUCAACUUCCACAAGUUAUCCCACAACCCCUCUCCACCUCCCACCUGCUACAUGUGCGUCCAGCGCAAGUUCAGCUCCCGGGAGCAGCUGAGGGACCACCUGAGGGAGAAACACGCCAAGAACAAGGCCGGCAUCUGGACCUGUGGCAUGUGCCUGAAGGAGAUAUCAGACGUGUGGAUGUACAAUGAGCACUUACGGGAGCAUGCCACGCAGUUUGCCCGCAAGGGCCAGUCACACAGUGCUAUCCUGGGGAGUCUGCCGGGCUCUGGCAUGCAGGAGUCAGCCGUGAAGAACUUCAUCACCUCCAUCAUGCAGCGCCGCCCCAGCAAGGCCAGCAGAGAGACCAGUAAGGUCCCCAACAAGGAGAAACUAGCCGUAGUAGAAAACACAGAGCAGGUGAAAACUACAGAGGUAGCUCAGCCCAAAGUUGUCAAGCCUAAAGGGAACAUUGAAAAAGUGGGGAAACCGAGCACGCUGACACCAGUUGAGGUUCUGCACAAUACAGAGCCAGUGCCAAAGAAUGUGGAGAUGCACCCCAACUGUAAAGACCCCUCGAGAGACUGCCACCACUGUGGCAAGCAGUUCCCCAAACCCUUCAAGCUUCAGAGGCAUCUGGUUGUGCACAACUUAAAUAAGAUUUUUCUGUGCCACAAAUGCCCAGUAACCUACCAGGAGCCACAGGAACUAAAAUAUCAUCUGAAGAAUGAGCAUGAGGAGGUGGAUGAGCUUGACUCAAAGCAUACCACCCUCUACACCUGUGAGCUGUGUGCAGAUGUCAUGCAUGUGAUCAAGAAAUCUUUCAUCUGCAGCACCUGUAACUACACCUUCUCUAAGAAAGAGCAGUUUGACCGACACAUGGAAAAGCACUUGUCAGGAGGGAAUAAGAUCUUCAAGUUUAGAGGCGUUCUCAGGCCUAUCAAGACAUCUCCCUCCAAAGAGAACGAUGAGUGUGAAUUGCCAGCGAACAAAAAGAGAAGAAUCCUUACUGACAUUCUACAAGAGAACAGCUCUGACAGUGGCAUCGCCAGCAUAGCCUCACUGCACUUACAUAAGAGUGCUGAGAUGCCAGUUCUGAAACUCUCCGUACACACAACAGAGGACUCUACACAGACCAGUGCAGGUGAAUAUCAUACUGAAAAAUAUGCCAGUGUGAAGACGGAGGACAUGGCUGAGGAAUACUCUGACAUGCUGGUAGAGCUGGAGCAUUGUACGUUUCACCUGGGCUCGGAAGGUCUCUCAACUGCUACACCCAAAACAGAGGACAUUGAUCCCAGUCCUUCACCUAAGCUGCCUGUUAGAGACAUUGGUGAGGCCGAUGGCAAAUCAUUCACAGAGCCAUGUGAUGUGAAGGAAGAGCAUGAUCCACUUGAGAGCAGUAUAGCUGAAAAGGAAAAGGAGUGCUUUGCCAAUGCUAAGCAGAGCACUCCUGAGAGCAGCAUACAGACUACCACAGCAGAAGCUGAGAAGAAGACACAGAGGACAGAUUCCAUGGCAUCGGAUGAGGAGUUGUACGUUAGUUUCCGCGAAAACCUAAUCAACAGCUCAAUGACACCCGAUACACAUGAUAUCCACCGUUCUCCUACAAAGCAUAAAUCAUCUACCGUUGUGAUGGACCAAAUGAGGGAGGGUGAGCUGGGGCAACAGACAACCAGCCGUCACAGCCAUGACAACAAGCAGAAUGACAAAACCUCCACACCCAAGCCCAGUGAAAGCAUUAAACACAGCUCCAACAAUAGCCCCGGGGCCAUGGAGUCAACACCAGUCCACCACACUAAGAUCACUUCCCAGGGCCCGGCAUCCAAUGAGGACAAAGACUCUGUGAGAAGAGAACAGAAGAAGAGGAAAGAGAUGAGGACACCUCACAGUUUACAGAGGGUCUCCUCGUCUGCCACACGGGAGAACCUUGCUGCCGACGUCAAGACCAAAAAUAAGUUCCGUCCCAGCAAGUGCGAGAGUCCGGCGGUUCACAGGAAAUCAGACGGCUCCAGCGAAUACCCGGUGCUCUCUUCAGUGAAAGAAGAUGUGGUCAGCAACAAAAUAGUCUCCAAGCACAAAACAUCAGGGAGUCUAGGCCUUCAAGCAAAGAGAAGCUCCCUCGAUAACUGCACGCCAAGGAAAGCAGAGAUGGUGCAUCAUAUUAAUGGGGAUUACAAAGCCAAAAAAGGGCCUCUUGGACGGGCUCUUCAUUACCCAGUUUCUAAAGCGUCAGUGCUUCCUAUGAACAAUUCCUUGAAUAAGUCUAGGCCAAAGACAGGGGUGAGGUCCAUGGAGAGCCACUCCUAUAGGACAGCAGAGUCUCAGAACAACCUCCUGAGCCAGCUGUUUGGCCAAAAGCUCACCAGUUUUAAAAUUCCUUUGAGGAAGGACACUUCAGAACCAAUAAACUGAUUGUGGGAAGGAUCUGUGGGAUAGAAAACAAAGAGACUGAAUAGUUGUUCACGUUAUUGAUGAUCAAGACAAUUCAUGACCAUGAAUGAGAUUGCAUGGCUCUCUGUGAAAUGUUUGUCUAAAUACUUAUGUUGUCACUUUAUGUCUUCUUCUCUUGUGAGGAAUAAUGGCAGAGAUAAUUUUAUUAAUCUAGAAUGAAAACGCUAGUAGGGCAAAUCAUUGACUAAUUCCUGCUAUUCUUAGGUUGAACAUUAUCUUUUUCAGAGACUAUAUUUCAUUAAAAAAAUACAAAAAGAAUACUUGAAAAUAAAACAGAUUUUUCUUCUCUUUUUUUUUACAGCUAAUGCAUGUCAGUUUCACAAUCGAAAAGUGUUCAUAGAGAAUAUUGCUUUUUUUAAUGCAACAGGACCAAAUGUCAUCCCAACGGACUUGGACUAUGUCAGUGCACCUUUUGUAAAUGCUUCUCCAAAAAUUACUCUUUUUGUAUUUUUACCUUACUGUAUUUCAUUGACAUUCAUUAUAUUAGCUUUUGUAUAAACAUUAAUUGGUGCUAUGUUAUUCUUUAUUGUAAUGUGAACGCCAAUGUCCUCUAACUGAAGGGAACAUGAGAUCUGUAGCAGUUGCAUUCAUACAACCGUUUGUGCUGGUUCUCUGUAGUUUCUUUAAAAAAUUGUAAAAAAAAGAAGACUGUGUAAAACCUCCUCCAACAAAGUAUUCAUCUGUACAUCCUUAGGAAAGAAAAUUAGGAAAGCUUGCAUCUGUACAAACUCAGGUGCAUCCAAGGACUAUUCACAGUCCUGAGACCUGUUUUAGGAGCUCCUCCCAUGCACUGAUAUUACCACACAAAACACACACUCAGUCCUCCGUGUCUGUCCUCCAACUGUUUAAUUAUGAAUAUUAUUUACUAAGACAAAAAAGGUGCUUUAUCUUGUUUAUAUGUAUCUUAUAUUGUAUUAUAUUGUAGGUAGAAGAUUUCCUGGUGCAAUGCUCAAUGUCAAAGUUUUAUUUUAAUAAUGUGCAACAGAAUCAGAGAGAGAGAGAGAGAGAGAGAGAGAGAGAGAGAGAGAGAGAGAGAG